CAAGUCCCAACUCCUUUUUAUCUAAAUCCAAUCCGGUUCCCACGACAGGCUUUUAUUUGUUGCUUCUAAAAUCUCCACAUUUGCAGGAGUUAUGAGGCCAUAUCUGAACCAUGCCACAACUAGACCAUCAUCAUCAGCAACUCCUCCAUAUUUACCAUGUUACCACCACUCGCAUUUCCUUUCUCCCAAGACCUCUUUUAUUCCUCUCUUUCAUUCAACCAAAUACCCAACUCUUCAAAACCCGAAAUCCCCUUCAUAUCCCCUGCAAGACCCCACCAAUUUUCCUGCUUUUGUGUCCCUAGUGAAAGCAUCGAUGGCCUCUUCAGCAUCAUCAGGAAGGGCUGCCACAGAGACAAAGCCUUUCUCUGUUCUUUUCGUUUGCUUAGGCAACAUCUGCCGGAGCCCAGCUGCUGAAGGUGUCUUUAGAGAUAUUGUGAAAAAGAAAGGCCUUGAAUCCAAGUUUAACAUUGACUCUGCUGGCACCAUUAAUUACCAUGAGGGAAAUUUGGCAGACCCAAGAAUGAGGGCAGCCUCAAAAAGGCGUGACAUUGAGAUAACAUCUAUUUCAAGGCCAAUCCGGCCAUCGGACUUUAGAGAUUUUGAUCUUAUUAUUGCAAUGGACAAGCGAAAUAGAGAGGAUAUAUUAGAGGCUUUCAAUAGGUGGAAAUCAAGAGACAAACUCCCCGCUGAUGCCUAUAAAAAAGUUAGACUGAUGUGCUCUUAUUGUAAGAAACAUGACGAGACAGAAGUCCCGGAUCCAUACUAUGGCGGAGCGCAAGGUUUUGAGAAGGUUUUAGACUUGCUUGAAGAUGCUUGCGAAUCCUUACUGGAUAACAUCUUGGCCGAAAACAGCAACAUUCAUGGGUCAUAAGUGUCUAGUUCAAACCUCUGUUUGAUCCAGUUCCAAUAUAGGCCAUAGUUAUUGGCCGAGAAAUUUGUUCAUAUACCCAACGUAUUUAACGACUUAUUAUGUGUUUGAAAGGGACUUCCAUUGGUGUUUGCAUGUAUUUAAACUUUUUUUUUUUUUUUGUUGUUGUUGAAAAGCAAUGUGUCCCCUGUUAAGGUCACUCUUAAAAUUUCACUGACGAUCCAUGAAAUGAUUUCUCUUAAUAUAUUACAUCAGAAAUUAUGCUA
Molecule: messenger RNA, 1134 nt
Organism: Gossypium arboreum
Lineage: Eukaryota; Viridiplantae; Streptophyta; Magnoliopsida; Malvales; Malvaceae
Exons: 5
Coding region: 92-871 (259 amino acids)
Biological process (GO): protein dephosphorylation
Molecular function (GO): protein tyrosine phosphatase activity
Source: RefSeq, a predicted model, not a curated record